AUGGCUGCGCCCUUGCAGAAGUGCUGAAGAAGUGCCUCUCCGGAGAAAUUCUCGGGAUUGUGUUUGAUUUCCGCGAAAACCAUCGCACCGAGUCAGCUACCGGGGUCGCUGGUUUGUAGAAGAAGACCAUACGAUCCCAGUCAUCGAUAAGUGUGGCCGUUGCGUCGCGUGGCUGUGGCAGACUGUCCGUGUGAAGAUGGGCCUCGUCUCCAGCCCCUUCCCAUAGCGAAGAGCCGUGGGGAGAGGAGCCGCAGAUUCCCCUGCAAACACGCACCCGUCCAGCUCGGAUUUGACGGGUUUGACAUACUCUACAGGCUGUGGACGCUGCCCUACAACUUUCUGACCAGGAUUGUUUGUGCGACCGUGUCUGUCAUCGUCCGGAGACGAAGACGUUCCCCAGCCCGGGUUGAUCAUCCCACCGCACCAAGGGCCCUGAUGAAAAUGGACUCAGACUUGCUUCAUUCGCCAGCCGUGGGCCUCGCUGAGGAAGAGGAGGCCGACAUGAAUGACUGGAAACUUCCCCUGGCCUUCAUGAAGAAACGGCACUCAGAGAAGAUUGAGGGCUCCAAGGCUUUAGCGCAGAGCUGGAGGAUGAAGGACAGGAUGAAGACUGUGAGUGUAGCGCUGGUGUUGUGUCUCAACGUGGGAGUGGACCCUCCUGAUGUGGUCAAGACCUCCCCCUGUGCCCGACUGGAAUGCUGGAUAGAUCCUCUGUCAAUGAGUCCACAGAAAGCCCUGGAGACCAUUGGGGCCAAUCUGCAGAAGCAAUAUGAAAACUGGCAACCCAGGGCACGUUACAAACAGAGUCUGGACCCCACGGUGGACGAGGUUAAGAAGCUGUGCACGUCGCUGAGACGCAACGCCAAAGAGGAGCGAGUCCUCUUCCACUACAACGGCCAUGGGGUGCCACGGCCCACUGUUAACGGAGAGAUCUGGGUCUUUAAUAAGAACUACACCCAGUACAUCCCGCUGUCCAUCUACGAUCUGCAGACGUGGAUGGGGAGCCCUUCCAUCUUUGUGUAUGACUGCUCCAACGCGGGAAUCAUCGUCAAGUCGUUUAAACAGUUCGCCCUGCAGAGAGAGCAGGAGCUGGAGGUGGCAGCCAUUAACCCCAGCCACCCUCUCGCCCAGAUGCCCCUGCCUCCCUCCAUGAAGAACUGCAUCCAGCUGGCUGCCUGUGAAGCCAGCGAGCUGCUGCCCAUGAACCCCGACCUUCCAGCCGACCUCUUCACCUCCUGCCUCACCACACCCAUCAAGAUCGCCCUCCGAUGGGUUUACAGGGGACAGUCUGAAAGAGAGAAAAUAUCCAGUGAGCGGCAGUUCUCUGGGCAGAAGAAUGCCUUGCUGAUGCAGAGGAGAAUGCAGCAUUUUUGGGAGUCUCGGGGUGGAAAAUUCCACCAGAUCAGACUCCAGAUCCGUUCAGAGGUGAUCAGAUCAAUUGAGAGGAGCAGAGUGAGCGCGGCUGACACACUGCCAUCUGUGUUGUGUUGUGUGUGGUGCAGGAUCCCUGGCAGGCUCAAUGACAGACGCACUCCCCUCGGAGAGCUAAACUGGAUCUUCACAGCCAUCACUGACACCAUUGCCUGGAAUGUGCUGCCUAGAGAUUUGUUCCAGAAGUUGUUUCGUCAGGACCUGUUGGUGGCCAGCUUGUUCCGCAAUUUCCUGUUAGCAGAGAGGAUAAUGAGGUCAUACAACUGCACACCCGUCAGCAGUCCCCGUCUGCCCCCUACAUACAUGCAUGCCAUGUGGCAGGCGUGGGACCUGGCCGUGGACAUCUGCCUCUCUCAGCUGCCUACCAUCAUCGAGGAGGGCACCGCCUUCAGACACAGUCCUUUCUUUGCGGAGCAGCUGACAGCGUUUCAGGUGUGGCUGACGAUGGGCGUGGAGAACAGAAACCCUCCUGAGCAGCUCCCAAUCGUACUGCAGGUCCUCCUUAGCCAGGUGCAUCGGCUACGAGCCCUAGACUUGCUGGGACGGUUUCUGGAUCUGGGUCCCUGGGCUGUCAGUCUGGCCCUGUCAGUGGGAAUCUUUCCGUAUGUGUUAAAGCUGCUCCAGAGCUCAGCCAGAGAGCUGCGGCCUCUGCUGGUUUUCAUCUGGGCUAAAAUCCUCGCUGUGGACAGUUCAUGUCAAGCUGACCUGGUUAAAGACAAUGGACACAAGUACUUCCUGUCAGUGUUGGCUGACAGUUACAUGCCAGCUGAGCAUCGAACCAUGGCUGUCUUCAUAUUGGCCGUUAUCGUCAACAGCUACAACACAGGACAGGAGGCCUGUCUACAGGGCAACCUAAUAGCCAACUGCCUGGAGCAGCUGUCAGACCCUCACCCUCUGCUGCGCCAGUGGGUGGCCAUUUGCCUGGGCCGCAUCUGGCAGAACUUUGACCCGGCGCGCUGGUGUGGAGUUCGAGACAGUGCUCACGAGAAGCUCUACACCCUGCUGUCAGAUCCCAUCCCCGAGGUGAGGUGUGCAGCUGUCUUUGCUCUGGGGACAUUUGUGGGAAACUCUGCCGAGAGGACGGACCACUCCACCACCAUCGACCACAAUGUGGCCAUGAUGCUGGCCCAGCUUAUCAAUGAUGGCAGCCCUGUGGUCCGCAAGGAGCUGGUUGUAGCGCUGAGUCACCUGGUGGUCCAGUAUGAAAGCAACUUCUGUACAGUUGCCCUUCAGUUUAUAGAAGAGGAGAAGAACUACACAGUGCCAUCACCAGCCAACACCGCAGAGCCUGGUAACCUGACUCCAGUGCGGGACAGCCCAGCCAUCCCACGCCUGCGAUCAGUCAACUCCUACACCAACAUCCGAGCUGCCACCACUGCCCGCAACCUGAACAAGAGCCUGCAGAACCUCAACCUCAAUGAAGAGGGUGGACCAGCAGCCUUCUCUCCCGGUAACCUGAGCACCAGCAGCAGCGCCAGCAGUACCCUGGGGAGCCCUGACAAUGACGAGUACAUCCUCUCCUUUGAGACCAUCGAUAAAAUGAGAAGGGUGUCCUCCUAUUCUUCCCUCAACUCUCUUAUAGGUGUGUCCUUCAACAGUGUUUACACUCAGAUCUGGAGAGUGUUGCUCCAUCUCGCUGCAGACCCUUUUCCUGAAGUGUCAGAUCUGGCCAUGAAAGUCCUCAACAGCAUCGCAUACAAGGCAACUAUGAACGCUCGGCCCCAGAGGAUUCUGGACUCUGGAUCACUCACCCAGUCGGCGCCAGCCAGCCCCACUAGCAAGGGCACGCACAUCCACCAGGCUGGCGGCUCUCCUCCCAUGCCCAGCACCAGCAGCUCCAGUCUGACUAACGAGGUGCCCAAACCCCCUGCCAGAGAGCAGCCGGCCACACGACCUCCCUACACCCCAACAUUGGGAGGACAGGCGCCCCACUCCCACCAGUUCCCCCGCACUCGCAAGAUGUUUGACAAGGGACCUGAGCAGGCGGCUGAGGAUGGCGACGAGCCGGGCGGUCACAGGAACUACAUCAGUCCCGCCCUUCAGACAGGCCUGUGUGAUUGGAGCGCCAAGUAUUUCGCUCAGCCUGUCAUGAAGAUCCCAGAGGAGCACGACCUGGAGAGUCAGGUGAGGAUGGAGCGCCAGUGGAGGUUCUUGAGAAACACUCGAGUGAGAAGGCAGAGCCGAAGCAUCACACAAAGGGGUGUUUCCCGUCUCGAUGAUCAAAUAUUCAUCAACCGCAACCCUGGAGUACCAUCUGUUGUGAAAUUCCACCCCUUCAACACAUGCAUCGCUGUGGCCGACAAGGACAGCAUCUGCUUCUGGGACUGGGAGAAGGGUGAGAGGCUGGACUACUUCUACAACGGAAACCCUCGGUACACUCGCAUCACAGCCAUGGAGUACCUGAACGGACAUGACUGCUCAUUACUGCUCACUGCAACAGAUGAUGGAGCGUUACGAAUCUGGAAGAACUUUGCCGACCAGAAGAACCCGGAGAUGGUGACGGCGUGGCAGGGCCUUUCCGACAUGCUGCCCACUACCAGAGGUGCAGGCAUGGUGGUGGACUGGGAACAGGAGACGGGUCUCCUUAUGACAUCUGGAGAUGUCCGAGUCGUCAGGAUCUGGGACACAGACAGGGAGAUGAAAGUCCAGGACAUCCCGACAGGAGCGGACAGCUGUGUGACCAGCCUCUCUUGUGACUCCCAGCGUUCCCUCAUUGUUGCCGGUCUGGGUGACGGAUCUGUACGCGUAUUCGACAGGAGGAUGGGUCCAAAUGAAUGUCGUGUGAUGACCUACAGGGAGCACGGAGCCUGGGUGGUCAAAGCUCAUCUACAGAAGGAGACGGACGGACACAUUAUCAGUGUCAGUGUUAACGGAGACGUUCGAUUCUUUGAACCGCGGACACCAGACUCUAUCAACGUGCUGCAGACAGUGAAGGGGUUAACGGCCCUGGACAUCCACCCACAGGCCAACUUGUUUGCUUGUGGGUCAAUGAACCAGUUCAUAGCAGUCUACAAUGCUAACGGCGAUGUGAUCAGCAACAUAAAGUACUAUGAUGGCUUCAUGGGACAAAGGAUUGGGGCCAUCAGCUGUUUAGCCUUCCAUCCUCACUGGCCCCAUUUGGCAGUAGGCAGCAACGACUACUACAUGUCCAUCUACUCAGCAGAGAAGAGGCUCAGAUAACACACCAGCAUUCAUCAUCACCCCCCCCCCCCCCCCCCCCCCCCCCCCCCCCCCCCCCCAACAAAACCACCACAUAUGACUUCUGACCCUGAGCCUCCAGCUCCAGGAUGUAAAUGACAUUUUUGUUGUACAUAUGCAAUUACCACCCUGAAUGUUCUAGUGAUGGCUGCUGACAAACACUCAUGCUACGAACGACGAUAUAUAUAUUAUUAUUAUUAUUAUUAUUAUCACUGUUUAUUCAUAUUAUUAUGAAGCUAAUGAUUGUAGACUUGGCUGUGCUGAGGAGUGUGUAUAUUUAAAUAGCGUAUACAGAAGAUUAGAGGUUCUAUUUUAAAGAAGUGGUACCCACCGUUCACUGGGGCUCCUCCUCGCCACACAGCGAGCAUCACUACCUGAACGAACUGUGACCACAGCGAACCUAGAGGUGGCGAAGGGGAGGUUUUGGGGGGGAGGGGUCGCCCAAAGGACAACACACACUGUUUAAACACAUUCACUGAUGCAGGAAACACAGACUCGCCCUCUGCUGGAUUCCGCUGUGUGUUUAUGAAUACAUUUGAAAGGCCGUCUCACAGCCGAAGGACGCAGAGUUUUGCUACUUUGCUGCAUCGCUGGGACCCAGGGAUGGAGGACUGUGCUCAUUCUGGCCUGACACAUCGACCAGGCAGACAUGAUGAGUGUUUGUUUGUGUGUGUGUGCGUGUGUGCGUGUGUGUGUUAAAGUGGAUUAUAGCACAGAUGUGCCCCACAGUGGGCCUUCAUAGCCUUGGACUUAAUUGAUGCCGAAAAAAGAUGCCUGCUCCCAUGAUCCUUGCUUCCCUGACCCCAGCGUGCCAAACAUAAUCAUAUUUUCCAUGCAAGCCCCUUUGUUGUGACUCAGGGGGGUGUUUUUGUUGGUUUAUUUGUUUUUUAACCUAUCGCCUGUAAAAAGGGAAACCCUCCAUUGCCCUGAGGAUGAUACAUACCUUAUAUUUAGCACAGUGAGGAGAUUGGUAGAUUGGUAAAAGCUUAGCACCCAGACCUCCAGGGAGCCUGCAGUACCUGCCCACCCCUCCUGGAAAGCAAUAAAACCCCAACAUGAUUCAGCCUCAAGCUCCUCCCCUGACGUUUCUGAGUUAAGAGCGCACUGAAGAAAAGAAAAUAGUGCUUCAGUUUGAAGGUGAAAGCAGCAUCAAUAGCUUCAGACUGCUGUAUUUGCCCAGAAUCUGACCUACAGCGUCCAAAGGUGUCACAGUAUAGCAAUACAAAUACCCAUUUCCAGUUUUUCUUUUUAUUCACUUGGAGUACUGGAUUUUUAACUCGUAUACUCACACUAGCGACAGGAAAGAUAUCAAUGAAAUUGAUUUUCCUGUGAUUGACUUAACUUUCUGCUUAUCAAUAUGUCCAAAUCUUCACCCUGUGGAAGCAAAAGAUAUUGAAAGUCCUGCAAAGUCCUGCAAAUGCUUUUUUUUUUUUUUUUUUUUUUGCCUGCUUUAGACGAGUGCACUGGUCCCAAAAAACCUGCCGUUUGUUGAUUUUGGCCCUUGUGUGCCACUCCAUCUUUUUUCUGGCUGUGUAAAUUGAAGUUGACCCUGGUUGCUUAUCUAACCACAGUGAGGGCAGCUUUCUUAUUUCCAAACAGUCAAGACAAGCUUUGAGCACACAGCACAGCAGGUUUAGAGAACUUUGAGGUUAAGUGACUCAUCACACCAGGGAUCACCUGCCUGCCUCACUGUUUGGACCAUCUUUCUUUUUGAUAAAACCUCCUGUGAGCUUUCUUUUUUCCCUGUCUUUGAGUUUUGAUUUUACUGCCAGGCUUAUUUGGUUUGAUUUUGUUUAGCAACAUUUGAGGCAUAACAUGAGUUGCAUGUUAGUCGGUGGCACUGGAGCUGUGACACUCUCUCUAACUGUGUACCUGUAUGUGCUCACCGUGUCAAGUUUUAGUCUGUGUCCUAAAUCUCGCUCAGGUACGUAAUGAGCCACCUCAAACCAAUGUCAAGCAACUGCCAGCCUCCCCAGUGUCUGCAGCAUGAUGGACAAGUGUGGUCAGUCAUAUGACCGGAUGUGUUGUCGCUCCAGAGAUCAUGGACAUUGUUGAUGUAAAUGUCAGUGUGUUACAGUUAAGAAGGUGGGCUCAGAUUAUUAUUUUUUUGUUUGUUUUGGUGCAGUAUCACCAUCAAUGUGCCUCUUCUCUGGGGCUGCUGCUUUGC
Epinephelus lanceolatus (giant grouper) is the source of this 6796-nucleotide messenger RNA. The record is from RefSeq and is a predicted model, not a curated record. Lineage: Eukaryota; Metazoa; Chordata; Actinopteri; Perciformes; Serranidae.